AUGCUUCGACGAGCUGAUUUUUGGAAAGAAGAAGAUGAAGCACCACUUUUACGUUUAAAUCGUUCAUUUCUACCGUCAGAAAAAAUUAUCAAUGAGAUCAAAGACAACAAGGAAGAUGAUCCCAUCGUUAAUACUGAUCACGAACGAAUUAUAUAUCUUGAUGCUGAAAGGACAUUUUUGGGUACCGCUCAACGAACAACAUUAAUGAAUGUUCUAUCAUUUCUUCGUAAUGAAUUUGGUUCUUACCAUCAAGCAAUGUCCUAUGUAUCUGGUUUUCUUCUUCUUACUCAUUCACCGUCUAAAGUAAUUGAAACUAUGCGUCAACUUCAUCGAACUGUACUCAUCGGCUAUUGGACAGAAGAACCAGUUGCAUUUGCCACGGAUGCAUAUGUUUUCGAUUAUCUUCUUGCAGAUUAUGAUCCCGAACUUCAUAAACAUUUAUUGAACAAUUAUAUUUUUCCAGAAACUUAUGCACAAAAAUGGUUUACUACAUUAUGCGUAAAUGUUUUACCAUUCGAAGCACUCUUUCGAUUCUUUGAUACAUUUAUCUCUCAAUCCAUAGCUGCAUCAUCGAAUAUUUUCUUAUUUCAAUUCGCAUUAAGUCUCGUGAAACACGUCCGAGAAGAAUUACUUCAAACAAAGAGUGUAGCUACUAUCUAUCAAUAUCUACGAUUGGAUUCAUCCUUACCACAACUCAAUGCAAAAAUAGACAAAUUGGCUAUGUCAAUUGUUGAAGGAGCAAAAGACUAUGAUUUAGGUUCAUACGAUUUUACUCAAUUGCGUCAAAAGGCUUUCAACGAGAAAUUACGUGUUCGACUAGAAGCAGCCAAUCGGGCACAUCAAGAAAACAAAGAAAAUCAAAAUUCAUGUAUUACAUCGUCAGACGAUGAUGAUGAUGACGACGAGACCGAAGAACAGACUUUGUCAACAGCAAUAAAUGGACUUGUUUCUCAUAUGAAAAAAUUACAUAUUUAA
Adineta steineri is the source of this 975-nucleotide messenger RNA. Lineage: Eukaryota; Metazoa; Rotifera; Eurotatoria; Adinetida; Adinetidae. The record is from the annotation of a GenBank genome assembly.